Messenger RNA from Lineus longissimus, 1360 nucleotides. RefSeq names its product large ribosomal subunit protein uL4-like. The coding region runs from base 71 to 1234 and encodes 387 amino acids. Gene Ontology annotation, cellular component: cytosolic large ribosomal subunit; ribosome. Gene Ontology annotation, molecular function: RNA binding; structural constituent of ribosome. The record is from RefSeq and is a predicted model, not a curated record. Lineage: Eukaryota; Metazoa; Nemertea; Pilidiophora; Heteronemertea; Lineidae. Gene Ontology annotation, biological process: translation. The transcript is spliced from 8 exons.
GACCUUUUUUACAGGAAUCCAUCUCGCGCCGACCGAACACGUGGACUGUCUGGCCGAAAAAUACAUAAAAAUGGCUGCGCGUCCAUUGAUUACCGUAUACUCCGACAAAAAUGAAACAACCGGUACCAAUAUCACUUUGCCGGCUGUCUUCAGGGCCCCAAUCAGGCCAGACGUUGUCAACUUCGUUCAUUUCCAGAUGUUGAAGAACACGAGGCAGCCAUACGCCGUUAGUGUGCAAGCUGGUCACCAGACUUCAGCUGAAUCCUGGGGAACUGGUCGGGCUGUCGCUCGUAUUCCUCGAGUCCGUGGUGGUGGCACCCAUCGCUCCGGCCAGGGAGCUUUUGGCAACAUGUGCCGCGGUGGACGCAUGUUCGCCCCGACCAAGACGUGGCGCCGCUGGCACAGGAGGAUCAAUGUGAACCAGAGGAGGUACGCCAUGUGUUCAGCCAUCGCUGCCACUGGCAUCCCCGCCCUGGUCAUGUCCAAGGGACACAGGAUCGAGGAGACACCAGAGAUCCCACUUGUUGUUAGCGACAAGGUCGAGGAGAUCAAGAAGACCAAGGAGGCUGUAUCUUUCCUCAAGAAAUUCAAGGCUUGGGCUGAUAUUGAGAAGGUAUACAACUCCAAAAGAUUCCGUGCCGGUAAAGGUAAAAUGAGGAAUCGGCGUCGCAUCCAGCGACGUGGACCGUUGGUCAUCUACAACACAGACAAUGGUAUCAGCAGAGCUUUCAGAAAUAUACCUGGUAUAACUCUGAUUAACGUAUCCCGCCUCAACCUUUUGAAAAUCGCUCCUGGAGGUCACGUUGGACGUUUCUGUAUCUGGACUGAAUCUGCUUUCAAGCGCCUUGACAGUUUAUACGGAACAUGGCGUAAACCAUCCAAGGAAAAGAAUAAUUAUAACCUCCCCAUGCCCAAGAUGACCAACACUGAUUUGUCGAGGUUGUUGAGAGCGGAGGAGAUCCAACAGGUUCUCAGGGCCCCAAGGAUUGAGAAAAAGAGAAGGAUUCUGAAGAAGAACCCAUUGAAGAAUCGACGCAUCAUGAUGAAACUUAAUCCAUAUGAUGUCGUCUUGAAGCGAGCUGGGCAGAUGGCCACCAACAAGAAGGCACUGGCUGCUCAGAAGGCUGCUGCCCCCAAGAAGCCAGCUGCCAAGAAGGAAAAAGAAAUUCCUAAGAAACCUGCUGGGAAACAACCUGCAGGCAAAAAGGGAGGCAAGAAACCAGCAAAGAAGUGAAGUUGCUAACGUGAGAUGAGCCAAAUCAAGAGAAAGAUACAUGCUCUGCCUCCUCCAUCAUAAUUUAUUCUGAGCACACAUGUAUGAUUUGGCUUGAUAAAUAUAUUUGACUUCAAAUGGAAAGAA